AUGAUAAUCGAAACCGGAAGCAAAGAAACGGUGAAGAUGGGUGUGGUGAAUAGAUCAAACGCCGAUUCAAGGGCCAAGGAAAAAGUGACUUUGCCCAAAGCUUUCGCAAAGAUUGAUCCUUUCGAUCUUGCGCGUAACCUGAACGAUUUGAUUCCUUCAUCGGUGGAAGAACUUAUCUCCAAAUUAGUAGUGUACUUUGGGAGACCACUCUCCCGAGUAACUUUGGAAUAUAAAUAUCCAUGGUCCGAGAUGAAGUAUCUGGAGCUCAUCGAUUUUCCGUUUUGUCAUAUUCCUGACGAAAUCUACAACAUAUCAGCCGAUUGGAUCGAGAAAGUUGAAGAUAAGACACUCUGUAACUUUGUAAUCUGGUCGUUUGAAUGGACUCGCAAUCGUUUGGCAGGAGAAACUACUACUGAUCUUCACCCUGAACUUGGAGUAUUCGCUGCAUUAUCAAUGAUUUUGCUGACCAGACCUCGUGUAUUGUCUCCUAUAUUGCCCCUUCUGAGGCCGCCGAAAUAUCAUAUAGAGAAGUCACCGGAAAUGAUUCCGUUUAUAGUGUGGAUGACGGCUCAGGUCGCCCAAGUUGAUAUAUGUACAGGCUUGCAUUCAUGGGCGUGUAACUUGUUACCGCUAGUUCGUGACAAGUUCCAAUGCGACCCUCGGUCAAUGAAUCUCAUCAUGCACUUGAUGGAGAAGGUUUUGUCGCAUCCAUUGUCUCGGGGCAUGUUGUUAAGAAAUGCUGCUAGGCCUGGGAAACCGCGACUGUUUCCAGUUACUUCAUUUGAGAUCUUGCUACCGCUAACAUUCCGUGCUUCAUUCGAGAAAGUAAAUGAGGAUACGGAGCGGUUUGAGAAAGUUUAUCCCUUGUUGAAGGAAGUGGCUCUUUCCGAUGCACCAGGAAUUGAGGAAAUGAAAAAAGUCACUCAGCAUAUAUUCGCUUUUUCUUUCAAAUUUGCUGGGGGAGGAAACGCUGUUUUAGCCAAGGAAGCUACAUCAAUCGCUAUUUGGUGUCUGACCAAGAACGUUGAUUGCUGCAAUCACUGGGACAAAGUCUACAUGGAUAAUCUGGAAGCUAGUGUUGCUCUUCUUGAAAACCUUGCAGACGAAUGGAAGGAUCAUUCCCCUAAACUAUCAUCAUCACCCAGAGACAUUCGCAUUCUCAAUCUAACUAUGAAGAACUUUGUGCUAAAGAACGAAAGAGGCCUCGCUGGAGGAGGAGGAGGAGGAGCCGGUACUUUUCUUUACGAAGAAGCUGACAAGUACUGCAGAGAGAUUUCGAGGAGACUAUCAUCCAGUGGAAUUGGCUUCCUCAAAGGUUGUGGAGCCAUGAUUCUAGACUUUCUAGUUGCUGUAGUAGCCGCUGCUGCUGAUUGGACGAAUACGUCAAUGCACCUGUGGUAA
Molecule: messenger RNA, 1401 nt
Organism: Microthlaspi erraticum
Lineage: Eukaryota; Viridiplantae; Streptophyta; Magnoliopsida; Brassicales; Brassicaceae
Source: the annotation of a GenBank genome assembly